ACCAUGUGCUCUUCACUGCGCUUGUUGGUGCUUCUAAGCAUUAUAGGAUGUGCGGAGCUAAUCUCGGUCAGCACCACUCAGACGUACAUCAACGUCACGCUGGGUGGAAGCGUCCUGCUCCCGUGCACGUUCGCGACGAACCAACCGACCACCAGCCUCAUAGUCCAGUGGGAUUUUAUCUCUGCUUCCAUGGCUCUACAACAGGUUUAUUAUUACCAAUCAGGACAAGUCGUCAUUCCCAAAUCCUAUGAGGGAAGGCUGCAGGUUCCUUCCUCUCCCAGCACCACGAGCAACGCCUCCAUAAUCAUAAGCAACAUGCAGCCAUCAGACAGCGGAGUCUACACCUGUGAGGUGCACAACUUCCCCGAUGUGAGCGGGAAGUCCCAAGUCAACAUGGUUGUUAACGUCCUUGAGAAACCUUCUACUCCAUACUGUGCUGUGCACGGUGACGUGGAAACCGGUCACCUGGUCACUCUUACCUGCCACAGUGAGCGUGGGAGCCCGGCGCCCAAAUACACCUGGGUCAAACUGGAUCAGGCCAGGACCAGGAGGCCUGUGCUGGGGAGAACAUCGAUGGCUGGAGUGCUGCAGAUCAGAAACAUAUCCCAGUUUGAGUUUGGGGAGUAUCAGUGCAACGCUACAAACGCAGUGGGAUUUUCCACCUGCACUAUUGAGCUGGCUCAUGAAGCAGGAGACGGCGUGAUCGCAGGCGCAGUAAUCGGCGCGUUGCUCGGAUGUGUCCUGAUCGUCCUGCUGGUGUGGUUCAUCGCUCAUUCUGUGAAGAAGCACAAAUACAAAGCAGUGAAGGCAUCAGAGGCCAAUGAGAUGACGAGGCACUCUCCUCAGCCUCAGGAAGCUGCAGAGGGUGUUCCCAUGGCAACCACAGCCCACAACCUGCAUGCAGAGGAAGAUGAGCCACAAGCUUAAGAAUAAAAGUGGAGCAUCGUCAUUAAUAUAAACUUAAACAGCUUUUGGAGGUGCCUUUAAAACAGUAUAUGUUCAGAUUGAAUCAUUUUGCCUUUUCUAAUGUUUGUUGAAUUAUUAACAUGAUUUCAGGCCUUCUUAGCUUUAUUCAAACUUCAUUCUUUUUUUUUUUUGUUUGCCUUUGUCUACUUAGAUACAUCAGUCACGAGUGCUCUUAAACUUCUUAACAAUUCUUUAAUCGUUUUUAAAAAGACAGUAAGAUCACCGAUUUGUUUUCUUAUUAAUCACCACAUAAAUAUUUUGCAAAUAUAAUGUGUGCAAAGUCGGCAUAAUGUAAAUGGUCGCAGUCAUAAAGUGAUUUUAAAAAAUAGUAUGGACAACAAUCUUAUUGCAGGUUUUUAUAUUUUAAGAUUCCAUUUGCUUAGUCAGCUAAAUAUUAAAACUGAAAAUCAAAAUUUAAAAAGAAUAAUCUAUUUUGUAGCUUUAGAUUUUUUUUAUAUUACAUAUUAAUUUGAAUAAUGUGCAGAUUUUUUUAUUUGAAUCUUUGUUCAUGCUACUUUGUCAAUUGACAUUUAAUAAAUUAAUUGUUUUUUUUUUUGAGUGACUGCCUCACCAAAUUUAAACUGAUGCCCAAUAGUGUAAUAUGGUCAGAUUAGUGCCCAUAGAGCUCUGAGGGUUUUUAAUGUAGUAAUAAAUCAUAUUAGAGAAAUUCAACUACUUUCUUGAGCACUGAGAGGUCUGGUGUCAUCAUAUUUUUAGAGCAGGCUAUUGUCCAUCAUUUAA
This is a messenger RNA of Betta splendens (Siamese fighting fish), 1707 nucleotides long. Its product is annotated as V-set and immunoglobulin domain-containing protein 1-like. NCBI's taxonomy places the organism in Eukaryota, Metazoa, Chordata, Actinopteri, Anabantiformes, Osphronemidae. Gene Ontology annotation, cellular component: plasma membrane. The transcript has 7 exons. The record is from RefSeq and is a predicted model, not a curated record. Gene Ontology annotation, biological process: maintenance of gastrointestinal epithelium; epithelial cell morphogenesis. The coding region runs from base 4 to 927 and encodes 307 amino acids.